Messenger RNA from Emericellopsis atlantica, 2412 nucleotides. RefSeq names its product major facilitator superfamily. Lineage: Eukaryota; Fungi; Ascomycota; Sordariomycetes; Hypocreales; Bionectriaceae. Gene Ontology annotation, biological process: transmembrane transport. The record is from RefSeq and is a predicted model, not a curated record. The coding region runs from base 403 to 2301 and encodes 632 amino acids. The transcript is spliced from 2 exons. Gene Ontology annotation, molecular function: transmembrane transporter activity.
AUACAGUAGACAUGUCCUCCAUGGUCACUUCGCUUUGGAUGAUGAGCCUCUCCGCGUAUAUUGUCUUAGAUUAAGACUGAAAACAAUCCAUUGUCUCUCGCAAAGCCUCCGACUCUGUUGAAGAAGACGUCCAGUCCCGCAUCCGGCACGUUAUAUCCGUCAAGACACUCCGGAUACGACGCUUACAUUUGCCUACCUCGCGUCCCGAGAGCACACCCAAGCACCGCGCUAGCGAUUCGACUAAUUGACGACAUUACUCGGUCCCAUCCUGCGACGCUCCUCUCCUCUACUAACUUAUCUUGGUCCUAAAAACCCAGUGUCCCUCCCCCCUCCCCAUUGCAUCACAACGCACGCAGUCUCCUUCACGCCAGAGACAACGAAACAACGACCGUAGCUGGCACAAUGCCACCAGACAACGUCGACCUCAGCCUUAUGGCAGCCGAGCGCGAUGCCUCCCCUGAGCGCUUCCGCCGGCGUGCCUCCAACGAGAUUGAGCGGGUGCUCUCCGCCUCCUCAGCAUCGUCCUCGUCGUCCACAUCGAUCGCCCCCGACCACCCCCCGUUCACACGGAACAUGAGCCGCAUCUCCACGCAGAACGACCUCGAGAGGCACCCCACCGAGCUCAGUCGCAUCCACACCGCGAGGAGUCAGCACCAGAGCACCGUGGGCAGUGGCGUCCGCAGCCGGACGAGCACGCGGGCAGAGAAGAAGCCCUUGCCGCCGUUUGGCGCAGGCAAGGCGUACCCGCCACCAUUGCCUGCGCAGGAGGAGUACGUCGUCGAGUUUGACGGGCCCCAGGAUCCGCUGCACGCGCAGAACUGGGCGCUGCGCAAGAAGAUCCUCACGGCCGCCAUGCUGGGCUACACGACCAUGACCUCGGCGUUCACGUCUUCCAUCUUUAGCGCCGCUACGAUGACGGUGUCGCGGGUGUACGGCGUGGGAACAGAGGUCGGCCUCCUGGGAACGACAUUCUAUGUGCUCGGUUUCGCCUUUGGGCCGACACUGUGGGCGCCGCUGUCUGAGUUGCGCGGUCGUCGGCUGCCCCUCGUCCUGUCCAUGUUUGGUUUCACCGUCUUCUCCGCCGGCUGUGCGACCGGCAAGGACAUCCAGACCAUUCUCAUCUGCCGCUUCUUUUCCGGUUUCUUCGGUGCCUGCCCGCUCGCCGUCGUCGCCGCCGUCUUCUCCGACAUGUUCGACAACAAGACGCGUGGUAUCGCCGUCACCCUCUUCAGCAUGGCCGUCUUCACUGGCCCCCUGCUCGCCCCCUUUAUCGGAGGCUUCAUCGUCGACAGCUACCUCGGCUGGCGCUGGACAGAGUACCUGGCCACCAUCAUGGGCGGUACCGCUUUGAUCCUCGAUUUCAUCUUCCUCGAGGAGACGUACCCUCCCGUCAUCCUGAUUGAAAAGGCCGCGGAACUCCGUCGUCGCACUAAGAACUGGGGCAUCCACGCCAAGCAGGAGGAAAUUGAGGUCGACUUCCGCGAGCUCGUCACCAAGAACUUUUCGCGUCCUCUGCGUCUGCUCUUUACCGAGCCCAUCAUCCUCUUCCUCUCCAUCUACAUGAGUUUCAUCUACGGUAUCCUUUAUCUCUUCUUGACAGCAUACCCGCUCGUCUUUGUCGGUGUCCACGGCUUCAGCUCCGGACAGAGCGGUCUGACCUUCUUUGGCAUGAUUGCCGGUCAGGUCAUUGCCGGCGCGGUGGUCCUGGCGCAGCAGCCGUGGUACAUGCGCAAGCUGACAGCCAACAAUGGCCUGCCUGUGCCCGAGUGGCGUCUCCCCAGCAUCAUGGCCGGCGGCAUCGCCUUUGCUAUCGGUAUCUUCUGGUUUGGAUGGACCGGAUACAACCCCAACAUUCACUGGGCGGCCCCCGCUGCCUCGGGCGUCUUCACCGGCUUCGGCCUCAUGUCCAUCUUUCUCCAGGCCCUCAACUACCUCGUCGAUGCCUACCUCAUGUUCGCCGCCUCGGCCAUUGCCGGAAACACCUUUAUGCGUUCCCUCUGUGGCGCCGGUUUCCCUCUGUUUGCGCGCCAAAUGUUUGACGGAUUGGGCAUCCAAUGGGCCAGCACCCUCCUGGGCUGUGUCGCCGUCUGCCUGGCGCCUAUUCCGUUUGUCCUGUACAAGUAUGGUCACAAAAUCCGCGCCAAGAGCGCCUACGCACCGACAUUCAAUGCCCCCGCUGAGCCUCCCGCCGAGGAGCACGAAGAGGAGUCCCAUGGCGAAAAGGACGGCGAGGAGGCAGCGGCCAGGGCAAACGCCCCCCUGAGGGAAGGCGAUGCCAAUGGCGCAAAGGAGACUGUCUAGAUGGUGCCGAGAUGCCGGGAGGGGGUGCUGCAUAUUCUAAAUAUACUAAUCACAAAGAUAAUUCAAAUAAUCAGACAAUACUAUAAAUUAUUGCACAUGCGGCACGCCCUU